AUGUUUCGUCCCGGCACCGUACGCCUAGAGGAAACUAACAGUUCAGCUCCUGAGGGCAUCAUUCUCCAACCACGGCCUACAGGAGAUCCAAACGAUCCGCUGAACUGGCCCAUUUGGCGUAAAUAUCUCAACCUCGGCAUCGUUGGCUUCUAUUUCCUUUUGGUAUCCGAGUUUAUCAACUCUGCUACACCAACCUGGGGCCCAAUGCUGAGAGAACUCGGGUUUAGCGACCAGGUUUUGACCGCUAGCUAUACUAUCGGGGGCGCCUUUCUCGCUAUCGGUGCUGUCAUUCUCGUUUCUUUCGCCCUCAAAUUCGGUCUUCGACCGCUUUAUAUUUUUAGUUCUCUAGUCUAAUGCGGCGUGAGUAUCUGGUCCGUAAAACUCCAAAAUGUAGCCGAUCUUCUUUUGGUCAAUAUCCUCUGUACGAGAUUCGGAGCGCUCGCUGAGGUUAUAGUCCAGAUAACAAUUGCAGAUAUAUUCUUUGUCCAUCAGCGUAGAACAUUCAACAGCAUCUACAUCUGGCUGUGGUAAGUCGCAGUCUCCCGUGGCCCUUUCAUCGCCGGUUAUAUUACCGUGGGCCAAGGUUGAGAUGGGUUUGGUGGUGGAAUGCUGUGUUCUUCGGCGCAUUCUUUGUGUUGGCCUGCUUCUGUUACGAAGAUACGAAGUAUUGCCCUGAGCCUGGACUACCUACAAUCAGCCAGGGAACAGAGGAACGUCCGAAGUCUUCCGCAGACCCAUCGAUGGCUGGGCCAACCACUGUUUCGACAGAGGAGGGUUCGCCGCAAGACAUUUACGUUGUCAGAAUCAACCACGAUAUCCCAGUCAAGACUUAUCGACAACGGUUGACCACUACUACAACAUCUUUCGGUGGAGGUAUCAAGUCUUUCCUUAGACACAUGUAUCAGCCCCUGGUUCUUCUCACCACCAUCCCGGCCAUCGCUUACACUGUGUUCGCAUAUGGCAUCUUGAUUGCACUACAAGACGUCAUAUCGACCUCAUUUUCACUCUAUAUGACCCGACCUCCCUAUUGUUUCGCUCCAAAUCAGAUCGGCCUCAUGAACUUAUCCAAAUUGGUUGGGAGCACCAUCGGCUCUAUGAUGGUCGGCCCUAUAAGUGACGCCAUGAUCAUAUGGCUGGCCCGUCGAAACAAUGGUAUUUAUGAGCCGGAGUCUCGGCUGUGA
Messenger RNA from Clonostachys rhizophaga, 1181 nucleotides. The record is from the annotation of a GenBank genome assembly. Lineage: Eukaryota; Fungi; Ascomycota; Sordariomycetes; Hypocreales; Bionectriaceae.